Symbiodinium natans is the source of this 2187-nucleotide messenger RNA. NCBI's taxonomy places the organism in Eukaryota, Dinophyceae, Suessiales, Symbiodiniaceae. The record is from the annotation of a GenBank genome assembly.
AUGUCUUCCUCAGCAGCUGGAGCUCUGGGAAGCAUGCUGGCAAAGUCGUCUCCCGCAAGGCCUCCAGAAGCUGGCGGGGCCCAGGACAGUGGUGCGCCUUCAGCGCCCGCAGCAUCAGAACCCACACCGAAGAAGUCGGGUGCGAAGUCGGUGCUGAACCAGUCCUCGGCCAUGACGUCCUCGGCGGCUGGAGCUCUUGGUGGCCUUUUGAGCCAAGGAAGUGCACCGCCCACCAGGACGGAUCCCUCUGCUACCGGCGACGCGGCACCGGAGGCACCUCCUGCGAAGAAAGCGUCGGCUGCCAAGUCGGUGCUGAACCAGUCCACGGCCAUGACCUCCUCGGCUGCGGGGGCAUUGGGCGGGCUUCUUUCGCAAGGCGCUGCAAAAGCACCUCCCACCAGGACGGAGCCGCCGGCCGGCAGCUCCGAUGCUCCUGCCACCUCGGCCAAAGCCUCCUCCGAAGCGCCGCCGGCGAAGAAAGCGUCGGGCGCCAAGUCGGUCUUGAACCAAUCGUCAACCAUGACCUCCUCUGCAGCUGGGGCCCUCGGGGGCCUUCUGGCGCAAGGCGGACCAAAGUCGUCGGCUUCCAUGCCGGCAGGUUCGGCUGGCACAGCUUCGGCCGCGCCUGCAGCUUCAGCGCCGCCCAGGAGUGCAGACGACCGAAAGUCCGCACUGGCCACGUCAACGGUCAUGACCAGCUCGGCCGCAGCGAACCUUGGCCCAGCUGGCUCUCCAGGGCUGCAGGGGAUCCAGGGGGUUCACACCUACCAGCGAGCCUCAAAAGAAUCAGCGGCAUGCCUGGUGGUUGAGCUGAGGCAAGAACUCUACCACUGGCAGGAGGCUCCUUCUGCCCCGGCAUCCACACAGGCUGGGGCCGUGCUCGCCGCUACAGUUGAAGUUAUCGCGGUUUUGCCUUUAUGUGUCUUUGACUGUACGGCCAAGGCCGUAGCCCUGUUCGGAACACGGCACUGCUGGGCGAGCAUGAAGUUGCGCUCGCCUGGUUCUGCGGACGAGGCCCUGGCGAGCUCAUCCUUAACUGGCUGCGUCUCGGGCUUCGUGCGCAACCACAGCCGGAAAUGCAUCUUCCUUCUGCUGUUCGGCUUUGUCUUCGUCGCUGCAGCUGGCCCUCCUCUGGGCAACUUGAGGCAGUCCUUCAGCGAGGAGCGAGUCGCAUCAAUCAACGCGCAGCUCAUGCAGAUGACCCCGCAGGAGAUCCUGCGCUGGGCACACCGAGCUCUACCUGGGCGCGUCGUUCAGAUGAGUAGCCUUGGGGCGAGCGGCAUGGUGAUCUUGGACAUGAUGGACUCCAUAGGACUCUUGAAAGAGAUUCCGGUGAUCACCGUGGACACCUUGCAUCUCUUCCCUGAGACCUAUCAGCACAUCGCGAAUGUGACUAAGCACUAUCCACACCUGAAACUCCACGUCUACUAUCCUCUGGGUUUCGGCAACCUUGGCCGCGAGAAGUUCGACGCAAAGUACGGCGCAUCGCUGUGGAAGGAGGACUUCGACAGGUACAGCUUGCUUUCGAAGCUGGAGCCGGCCGCCCAAGCUCUGUCCGACUUCUCCCCGCGCGCCUGGAUCACCGGGCGAAGGCGCUCGCAGGGUGGUGACAGGGAGACAAUGGCUCUGGCGGAGUACGACGGCGGGAUGAUCAAGCUGAACCCGCUGGCAUACUGGACCAACGCCCAGGUCUGGGAGUACAUACGGGAGCACGGCGUGCCUUACAACGUGCUCCACGACCGCGGCUUCUCUUCCAUCGGCGAUGAGAUGAACACCCGCCCUGUCAAGGACGGCGAGGAGGAACGAGCAGGGCGGUUUGACCAGAGCGUGAAGGUGACUGAGUGCGGUAUGCACACCCACCUCGCGAAGAAAGCCCGGGCGAGCAUCAAGCGGGCGCAGUCCAGUGGCACGCCCCACCUUCCCUGCCCUUCCUGCGUGGAUGUGGACAAGACCAACUUCCAAGAGUUCUACUCGCCCAUGUGCGGUCACUGCACCCACUUUGCGCCCACCUAUGCGGAGAUUGCCAACCGCCUUGCGAAGGACCUGAGUAUAGAGGGGCCUAAAUUAGUUGGAAGGGUGCUGCGUGUAGCUUUCUAUUGUAUGUACUUGUAUGGCAAUAUAUGGCAAUCAUCUUGGCCCCUGUUGCAUACAUCUGUGUUCACUUUGCAAUUACGCAUGACAGCUUGA